GCCCGCCCCCCCGCUCGGUUGCCGUGGUUGCAGACCGGGCCCGCCUGCUAGCCCGCUGACAGCGAGGCUUAGGGCCGAGGGAAGCGGGUCGGUGGGUCCUUCGGUAACUAGGCUCCCGCGGCAGGGCCAGCGCGGAGCCGUUGCUAUGGCAGCUGCUGCCGGAGGCGCGGACGACGAACCUCGCUCCGGCCGUUCGAGCUCGGAUGGCGAGUGCGCGGUGGCGCCAGAGCCGUUGACCGGCCCCGAGGGCCUCUUCUCCUUCGCAGACUUCGGGUCUGCGCUGGGCAGCGGCGCAGGCCUCUCGGGCCGGGCGUCCGGCGGGGCCCAGUCCCCGCUGAGAUACCUCCACGUCCUGUGGCAGCAGGACGCGGAGCCUCGCGAUGAGCUGCGGUGUAAGAUCCCCGCCGGCCGGCUGAGGCGCGCCGCCAGGCCCCAUCGCCGGCUUGGGCCCACGGGCAAAGAGGUGCACGCUCUGAAGAGGCUGAGGGACUCUGCCAAUGCCAACGACGUGGAAACAGUGCAGCAGCUGCUGGAAGAUGGCGCGGACCCCUGUGCAGCUGACGACAAGGGCCGCACUGCUCUCCACUUUGCCUCCUGCAACGGCAAUGACCAGAUUGUGCAGCUGCUCCUGGACCACGGAGCUGACCCCAACCAGCGAGAUGGGCUGGGGAACACGCCACUGCACCUGGCGGCCUGCACCAACCACGUCCCUGUCAUCACCACUCUGCUGCGAGGAGGGGCCCGCGUGGAUGCCCUGGACCGGGCUGGCCGCACGCCCCUGCACCUGGCUAAGUCAAAGCUCAGCAUCCUGCAGGAAGGCCAUUCCCAUUGCCUCGAGGCUGUGCGGCUGGAGGUGAAGCAGAUCAUCCAGAUGCUGCGGGAGUACCUGGAGCGCCUGGGGCGGCAUGAGCAGCGCGAGCGGCUGGACGACCUCUGCACCCGCCUCCAGAUGACAAGCACCAAGGAGCAGGUGGAUGAAGUGACCGACCUCCUGGCCAGCUUCACCUCCCUCAGCCUGCAGAUGCAGGACAUGGAGAAGAGGUAGCGAGAGGCUCCCCGCCCUCCCGCUCCGCCGCCACCCCACUGCCCCUGCGCUCUCAUCACAGAGGAAAAGCCCGGUGCCUCGCCCCCCAGCUGCUGCAGAUGCUCCCCCACCGACCUCGGAGCCACUCCCUGCCGGGGUCUGUAGCGUCUCUGUGGGCCGGGACCACAGCCCCGGCUUCCUCCUUCGGCUCCCUCGGCACCGCAGCCACACCUCGGCUCUGGCCAACACGCGAUGUCCUAGCAGGCCCCCCUCGCCUCCCUGGCACCCCCAGCCCACCCCAGACCCUUCCCUGUGUCCCCUGGUUGCAGCCAGCAAGAUUGGGCUUCGGGCAGGCACCCUGUGGCCUAGGGGGCCUCUCGGCCGGCCCCGUACUUCUCACCAGCAUUUAGAUUUAGACUGGCCACCCGACUUGUGAGGAGACGUGGCAGUGAGUUGGAAGGGGAGGGCUGGUGGGGCCUAGACCUUAGAGACACGAGGCCAGCAAGGACCCGACUGAACCCAAAGCAGAAAACCCCCAGCCCUUUUUCUCCCAAUCACUGAAACCCCAGAAGGGCGUAGCCAUUCUGCAGCCUCGUUGUAGCAGGCUGAGGAGUGGCCCCCAGGAUGGCCAUGUUUGAAUCCCAAGAAGCUGUGGACAUUACCUUCGAUGACAAAAGGGACUUUGCAGAUGUAAUUAAGGGUCUUCAGACAAGGUGACUAUCCUGGAUUGUCUAGGCGGGCCUGAUAUAAUCACAGGAUCCCUAUUAGAGGGAAGCGGAUCAGUGAGGAGAUACGGUGAUGGCGACGGAGGUGAUGGUGACAGAAGCAAGAGGUUGGAUGAAUGCGAUGAAGAAGGGGUCACAGGCCAAGAAAUGCAGGCAGCCUCCAGAUGCUGGAAGAGGCAAGGAGAUGGCUUCUUCCUUCAGAACUUCCAGAAGGAACCAGCCUGCUGACACCUUGACUUUAGCCCAGUUAGACAGAUUUAGUCUGACUACCAGAACUGUAAGAGAAUAAAUUUGUGUUGUUUUAAGCCACUAAA
Messenger RNA from Phacochoerus africanus (Common warthog), 2063 nucleotides. RefSeq names its product ankyrin repeat domain 54 (gene ANKRD54). The transcript has 8 exons. Lineage: Eukaryota; Metazoa; Chordata; Mammalia; Artiodactyla; Suidae. The record is from RefSeq and is a predicted model, not a curated record. Gene Ontology annotation, cellular component: nucleus; cytoplasm. Gene Ontology annotation, molecular function: protein binding; protein kinase regulator activity. Gene Ontology annotation, biological process: regulation of protein kinase activity; regulation of intracellular signal transduction. The coding region runs from base 146 to 1045 and encodes 299 amino acids.